CUGCAGCAGCGCAGCACCGAGCAGGGAGGGAGGGGGCGACCCGGAGUCUUUGAAAGGAUAGAGGGCGAUGACCACACCGGCAGGCUCUGGCACAGGCUUCGGCUCCGUGUCCUGGUGGGGCUUGUCCCCAGCGCUGGACCUGCAGGCUGAGAGUCCUCCUGUGGACCCAGAUUUGCGGGAGGAUACAGAGCACACGACCCCCGAGCUAGAUGUACUGCUGGUGGGAUCCGUGGAUGGGCGGCACCUGCUUCGGACUCUGGCCCGGGCAGCUCUCUGGCCUCGCAGGAGGUUACAUUUCUAUGUGCUUGAGAAUAAUCUGGAAGCUGUGGCCCGACACAUGCUGAUCUUCAGCCUAGCCUUGGAGGAACCUGAGAAGAUGGGGCUGCAAGAGAGGAGCGAGACCUUCCUGGAGGUGUGGGGGAACGCGUUGCUGCGCCCCCAGGUGGCCGCCUUCGUGCGCGCGCAGGCCGACCGCCUGGCGCGCCUGGUCCCGGAGCCCCACCGCCUGGCGGAGCAGCUGCCCUGGCUCAGCCUGAGCGCCCUCAAGUUCCGCGAGCGCGACGCGCUGGAGGCUGUGUUCCGCUUCUGGGCCGGCGGGGAGAAGGGUCCUGAGGUCUUCCCCAUGAGCCGCCUCUGGGACUCCAGGCUGCGUCACUACCUGGGCUCCCGUUACGACGCCCGGCGCGGUGUCAGCGACUGGGAUUUGCACAUGAAGCUGCACGACCGCGGGGCCCGAGUCAUCCACACUCGCGAGUUCCGGCGUUGGAGGGACACAGGCGUCGCCUUUGAACUCAGAGACUCCAGCGCCUACCACGUGCCCAACCGGACCCUUGCGUCUGGCCGCCUCCUGAGCCAUCACGGGGAGCGUGUCGCAGCGCGCGGGUACUGGGGGGACGUUGCCACGGGACCAUUCGUGGCCUUUGGCAUCGAAGCGGACGAUGAGAGCCUCCUGCGGACCAGCAACGGACAGCCAGUCAAGACCGCGAGUGAGAUCACCCAGCACAACGUGACGGAGCUGUUCCGAGAGGUGGCCGCCUGGGGGCGCCCGACAGCCAACCACGGAACCCCUGAGCAGGUGCACGGCGAGGGCCCUGGAAGCCCGGAGCGCGCUGCCCCUUCCCCGGAAUUCACCGUUCACUUCCUGCCUCUCGGCUCUGCCCAAACCCUUCACCACAAGAGCUGCUACGAGGGACGGUUCCAGCUUCUCUACGUGGCCUGUGGGAUGGUGCAUCUUCUCAGCCCCGACCUCGGGGCUUGCGUGGCUCCCGGAGGACACCUGAUCGUGGAAUUAGCCCGGUACCUGGUAGACCUGCGGCAAGAGCAGCUGCAGGGGUUUUCCGCCAGGGUCGGGGAGCUAGCUCGGGCGGCUGGAUUCACCCCGCAGAACCAGGACAGGCCCUCUGAGACCUUCGCACGCUUCUACAAGUCCGGGGACUCUGCUUGCCUCCGCAGCCACGCCGCUGUGCAAUCCACGACUCCGCCCCCUGGCGCCCUGGUCCCGCCCUCUGUACAACCCGCGACUCCGCCCCCUGACGCCCUGGUCCCGCCCCUUGAGGCAAGGAACCCGCCCCCGGAGGGCCUGACCCAGCCUUCGGAAGGCAAGACCCCACCCUCUGAACGCCUCAAACUACCCUCAGAGUCUCGGGCUUCACUCUCAGAGGUUCAGGCUCCGCCCACAGGGAGUCAGACCCCCAAACCAGGGAGUCUGCCCCGACUGCCAGAUACCCAGCCCCCCAUCUCUGACCUCUAGUCAGGUCCCGGAAGUAGAGCCCGCCUGUAGAAUACUCAGUUACACUCUCAACAUUCUCAAUCAGCUUCAGAGGUGUUGCUAGAAUUUCAGAUUACAUUCCUGGGAUGCUAUAGUCUGUUCUUAGAAUUCUAGAUGGUUCUCUCAGAGUUCUCCAUCCCAUUCCUGAGCCUCUACACACAGCCUGGCGAUCUGGCCCUGAGGCUCAGGCCCUCUGUGUGGUCCCCUUGUCGCCAGAGGUCCUGUUUUAACUGGGGUUUGGGGUGGUCUGCUCUCCACGGCUAGUCAGCACCCACACGGUCCAAGUAAAGAGAGCGGGGUCCUCUUCUCCGUGUGCCCGUGUAGCUUUCCUGUCCUCAGUCUUGUCUCCAGGGCUGGGGGAGGGGAGGGCCUAGGGUGGUCAAGAGAGGAGACCUAGUUCCAAGUAAACUAGAAGUGGGUUUCUCUGUGCUGUUGCCUGCGAGAGUCUGGGCCACACCUGGAUCCUGAAAUAAAUCAAAAUUUAUUGAGUGGCUAAGAGGUCUGGGGCAGUGAAACUGACCAUAGCUCUCAUGGAGACUGCACUUUAGCGUGGAGGUGGAGCCCAGAC
This is a messenger RNA of Lynx canadensis (Canada lynx), 2336 nucleotides long. RefSeq names its product dynein axonemal assembly factor 3 (gene DNAAF3). Lineage: Eukaryota; Metazoa; Chordata; Mammalia; Carnivora; Felidae. Gene Ontology annotation, biological process: motile cilium assembly; axonemal dynein complex assembly. The transcript is spliced from 12 exons. The record is from RefSeq and is a predicted model, not a curated record. Bases 68 to 1750 code for a protein of 560 amino acids.